UAUAUAUAAAUACCAAACUCAGAACCCUAGCCAUCGUCUAAGCUUCCCUAUUCUCGGCCGCUCCAAGCCGCCCACCCGACUGAGACUCCUGAGGACGUAGGAACAGAGGAAAAAACGGGGAAAACAUAGUAAAGAUCAACGAAGACAAAGGAAAGGCGGAAAAGGUCGGAGAAAUUUUUGAUAGAUUCUGGUAUAUUAGGGUUCAUCAAGUUGAGGUUUUAGUUGAUCAAUUGAAGAGCAAUUGAUAGGCAACAGUUAGCGGCAGGAAAAAUAAUUUGCAAUCAUGUCUGUGACGGCGGGUAUCAGUGAUGCGGCGAUUGCCGUCCGUGAUAAGCUCAGAGGCAAGAUUGGUCAGACCAAGGUAAAGAGGUACUGGCCUGGAAAGCCCCCAGAAUGGGCCGAUGAAGCUGACGAGGAUGCCGAUAUCCGGACCGCGAGGUUGGCUGCCCUUGAGAAGGCCUUUCCGACUCGCGAUGAUUCUGAUGUUGCCCAGAAAGACGACCGAAGGCUGCGUCGUCUGGCGGAGAACAGGGUAGAGAACAAGGAAGAAGUGAGGGCUGAUCAUAGGCGGAUCCGGCAAGCAGAGAUAGUAUCCACCAUUGAAGAGGAGAAGGACCGGCAGGAGGAGUUAGAGGAGGAGGAUGACGAGGCAUUCGAGGAGAGGAGAAGGAGACUAAGAGAGAAGCUACUUCAGAGGGAGCAGGAAGAGGCCGCCCUUCCCCCAGAAGAAGAGGAGGAAGAAGCUGAAGAGGAGGAGGAGGAGGAAUCGGAGUAUGAAACAGACUCAGAGGAGGAGCAAAUGGGUAUUGCCAUGGUGAAACCUGUCUUUAUUCCGAAAUCGCAGCGGGAUACCAUUGCAGAGAGGGAGAGGCUUGAAGAGGAGGAGAGACGUCUUGAAGAGCUGGAGAAGAGGAAAUUACAGGAAAGAAAGGUUGAGACAAAGCAGAUUGUGGUGGAGGAGAUAAGGAAGGAUGAAGAAAUUCAGAAGAAUUUGGAGGCAGAGGCAAACAUUGCUGAUGUUGACACGGAUGAUGAGGUAAAUGAGGCUGAGGAGUAUGAGGCAUGGAAGGCUAGAGAGAUCGCAAGGAUUAAGAGGGACAGGGAGGACAGAGAGGCAAGAUUGAAGGAGAAGGAGGAUAUUGAGAAGGUGAGGAACAUGACGGAGGAGGAGCGGCGGGAAUGGGAGAGGAGGAAUCCGAAACCACUCCCCCAACCCAAGCAGAAGUGGAAGUUUAUGCAGAAGUACUACCAUAAGGGUGCCUUCUUCCAGUCGGAUGCUGAUGAACGUGCAGCUACUGCAGGUACAGAUAAUAUCUACGAACGUGAUUUCUCGGCACCAACAGGAGAAGAUAAGAUGGACAAGACCAUACUGCCCAAGGUCAUGCAAGUCAAGCACUUUGGACGCAGUGGAAGGACCAAAUGGACUCAUCUUGUUAGUGAGGAUACAACUGAUUGGAACACUCCGUGGGCCACUAAUGGUCCUCUUCGAGCGAAGUACAAUGCUAAAAUGGCAGGCAUGAAUGCGUCUAUUGCAAAACCUAAAGGAAGCAAGAAGUUGAAGGACUGGGAUAACAAAUAGUUUGGUCCCAUAUUUUUCUUUUUGCAUCUACUCCAUCUGUUGAACUAAAAUUGCACUUCCCGCCUCAUUUCAAUUAUGUUCCAGAAGAUUUAUGCUAUGGUGGUGUUUUGAUGUGUAGAAAACUCAUCAAGCAUGUGGUUGAUGUUGUUAAUAGUUAAUAUUAGCCACAGCAUAUGUGAUUUGUAGUAUGUGCUCCAACGUUUUUCGGAUUGUGAUAACCCAUCGAGUGAACAAUAUGCAUCUGUGGAUUCAAUAAUGACUAUUGACAUAGUAAAAUACUAGAGAUCUUCCUGAAGUGGGGUUGGCUGGCAGUUUUGUGGUUUCAUCUUGGGAGAGGAAGAAUUAAGGGCCAAAAGAUCUCUUGUUAUCCUUUGUGAUCUUCAUAGACGAAGAGUGUGGUUUGAUGAUCAGACAGCCAAUGCCAUUUGCAAUGCAUGUUUUCACACAUCUUCAAGGAUUAUGAUAGCUGCUCUUGCAUUCCUUCUUGGUUAUGAACGGGUUGAAGAAGAGGAUGAUAGUGAAGCCUCCAGCAGUGAUGAUGAAACCAGUCAACAGCCACAAAUUGUUAUAAGCAAGGAGGCUGUUUACAAGGCACAUCAUAAAGGUACUACCGCUAGCAAGAAAAAGAAGAAAGCUAACUUGCAGCGUGUUAUUCGCAGCAUGAAAAGGCAACGGCGUAUAGCAUCAGAAAAUAACAAAUCCAGUUACUAUUCUCCGCUUACCUAUCUAAAAGAUGCACAGGGUUUUGCUGAAAAGUUGUUCUCUCGUCUUCAGAAGUGCAACGAGCAAUUCGAGUUGCUUUCCAUUGGUUGCUACUCAGUUUUCUUCAUUAUGAUCCAUCAGAAAUCAUGAGAUAGUUGUACAAUUUAUUUAUUCAGUGUUUUUCAGCUAGUGCUCUUUAUUAAUGUGUUGUAUUAAAUUGUAUCGUUAAACAAAAAAGAGAAAAUUG
Messenger RNA from Elaeis guineensis (African oil palm), 2528 nucleotides. RefSeq lists its product as uncharacterized. The record is from RefSeq and is a predicted model, not a curated record. NCBI's taxonomy places the organism in Eukaryota, Viridiplantae, Streptophyta, Magnoliopsida, Arecales, Arecaceae.